GGUCGUGGCGAGCGAGCUUCCGGCGGCGCGGCGAAUGGCCUCUCUCCGGGCCGCGUUCGGGGCCUCGCUCGCGGCUGCCCGAACCCGGCCGCCGUCCUUCGGCCUCGCGCUUCCGUCGCCCGCGCCCUGCUCCUCCUGGGCGGCUGCCAUGGAGCCCACGCCGCGCUGGCUCGCGGGGCUGCGCUUCGACAACCGCGCCCUGCGCGCGCUGCCCGUCGAGACGCCGCCGCCCGGGCCGGAGGACGUCCUGUCCACCCCGCGGCCGGUGCCCGGAGCCUGCUUCAGCCGUGCGCGGCCCGCCCCGCUGCGGCGGCCGUGCCUGGUGGCGCUGUCGAUGCCCGCGCUGGCGCUGCUGGGGCUGGAGGCCCGCGAGGAGGCCGAGGUCGAGGCCGAAGCCGCGCUCUUCUUCAGUGGCAAUGCGCUGCUGCCGGGCGCCGAGCCCGCCGCGCACUGCUACUGUGGCCACCAGUUCGGCCAGUUCGCCGGGCAGCUGGGCGACGGCGCCGCCAUGUACCUGGGCGAGGUGUGCACUGCGGCCGGCGAGCGCUGGGAGCUGCAGCUCAAGGGGGCCGGCCCCACGCCCUUCUCCAGACAGGCUGAUGGUCGCAAAGUCCUGAGGUCAAGCAUCCGGGAGUUCCUGUGCAGCGAAGCCAUGUUUCAGCUGGGGAUCCCCACCACUAGGGCCGGGGCCUGCGUCACCUCUGAGUCCACAGUGAUUCGCGACGUGUUCUAUGAUGGUAAUCCAAAAUAUGAAAAGUGCACGGUUGUGUUGCGUAUAGCUCCCACUUUUAUAAGAUUUGGCUCCUUUGAAAUUUUUAAGCCCCCCGAUGAGCACACAGGGCGAGCAGGCCCUAGCGUGGGACGGAAUGAUAUCCGCGUGCAGAUGCUCGACUAUGUGAUCAGUUCUUUCUACCCUGAAAUCCAGGCUGCCCACACCUGCGACAGUGACCACACACAGAGGAAUGCUGCCUUUUUCAGAGAGGUGACCCGGCGGACAGCACGGAUGGUGGCCGAGUGGCAGUGUGUCGGCUUCUGCCACGGCGUGCUCAACACGGACAACAUGAGCAUCGUGGGGCUCACUAUUGACUACGGCCCCUUCGGCUUCCUGGACAGAUACGACCCUGACCACGUUUGCAACGCCUCCGACAACGCCGGGCGCUACACGUACAGCAAGCAGCCGCAGGUGUGCAAGUGGAACCUGCAGAAGCUGGCAGAAGCAUUGGAGCCCGAGCUGCCCCUCGCGCUGGGGGAGGCCAUCCUCGCCGAGGAGUUUGACAGCGAAUUCCAAAGGCACUAUCUGCAGAAGAUGCGUAAGAAGCUGGGCCUUAUUCGAGUGGAGCUGGAGGAAGAUGGGACACUUGUGGCCAAGCUUCUGGAGACCAUGCAUCUGACUGGUGCUGACUUCACAAAUACCUUCUACAUGCUGAGCUCCUUCCCAGCUGAAGAAGCAUCAGACUCAACCGAGUUCCUAACCAGGCUGACCUCCCAGUGUGCCUCUCUGGAAGAGCUGAAGCUGGCCUUCCGCCCCCAGAUGGAUCCCCGGCAGCUCUCUAUGAUGCUGAUGCUUGCACAGUCGAACCCACAGCUCUUUGCCCUCAUCGGCACUCAAGCAAAUGUCACAAAGGAGCUAGAGCGUGUGGAACACCAGUCCCGGCUGGAACAGCUGAGCCCCGCCGAACUGCAGAGCAAGAACACAGACCGCUGGAAAACUUGGCUGCAGGAGUACAGAGCCCGUCUGGACAAGGAGAAGGAGGAUGUCGGAGACACCGCUGCCUGGCAGGCAGACCGUGUGCGCAUCAUGCAUGCCAACAACCCCAAGUACAUCCUAAGGAACUAUAUUGCACAGAAUGCCAUUGAAGCUGCUGAGAACGGAGACUUUUCCGAGGUGCGGCGUGUCCUGAAGCUGCUAGAGUCUCCUUACUACAGCGAAGAGGCGGCCACUGAGGCCACAGGCCCUGAAGCAGCAGCAAGGACCACUGAUGAGCAGUGUUCCUACAGCAGCAGGCCACCCCUCUGGGCGGCAGAACUCUGUGUAACAUGAUCCUCAUAAAGGCCUCGGUGUCCUCCACGUGUCUGGAGUCUCCCGAGGCGUCCCCAGUGCUGCUGAGUUGCUGAGACCACUGGGAUCCCCACCCUCACGGUCUCUCCAUGAUGGCAGAGACCUCCAGUCAAAACCUGACCGGUCUCUGUCUGAUACCACCUCAGCACAUGGUACUUCAUGCCAGUAGAGGAACUCAGUCUCAUGCUUAUAAGCGAUGCAAACAGGGAUGAAUAAGCCUUGUAGCCUGUCUGUGCAUCUUGCCCCAAAGGACUGGGCCUGACACUUGUUCAAUCUCCCAGGCCUCUAAAUAAAGCAGCUUUUUCAGGUC
Peromyscus leucopus (white-footed mouse) is the source of this 2369-nucleotide messenger RNA. RefSeq names its product selenoprotein O (gene Selenoo). NCBI's taxonomy places the organism in Eukaryota, Metazoa, Chordata, Mammalia, Rodentia, Cricetidae. The record is from RefSeq and is a predicted model, not a curated record. The transcript is spliced from 9 exons.